AAAAAGUUCGAAUUGCAGGCCCAACAAUCCCGCAGCUCUUCGUCGUUGUCAGCGCCCUACUUCCGGAUAUCCAAUUCGACCCAAGAAAACGAUGUACGCUGUACGGUUACGAGCGUCCCGCGCUCAUCUGGGAGCACUCGCACGAUCUCCGUCGUUACUGGCCGUGAGAGCUCCCUUCUCCACGCAUGCCGGCCACAUGAGGCCCGUAUUGGGCGGAUCCGAAGACGUCGAGUCACCCGAGGCCGGCGCGCGCAUUCCUUUGAGUAUCCAAGCGAACUACUUCGAGCCUUUGCGGCGGCAGGUAACGCACGGGGGGCUGGCGGUGUGCGACCUGCAGCUGCGGGCAUACAGCGUGCGCAAUCUCGAGAUCAUGGCAGAUUUUGCGCUGCGGGCGGCAUACUACGCGAAGCUCCCCGCGUUCGGACCUGUUCCGCUGCCGAAGAAGAUCGAAAGAUGGACUGUACCGAGGGGUAACUUCGUCCAUAAGAAGUCCCAGGAGAAUUACGAGAGGGUUACCCAUAAGAGGUUGAUUAGGAUCAAGGAUGGGCACCCAGAGACCGUCGAGCUGUGGCUCGCGUUUCUGAGGCAGCAUCAUUACCAUGGUGUCGGCAUGAAGGCGAAUGUGUGGGGUUGGGACGAAAUUGGCGUUGGCAAGAAGAUGAACGUCAGUCUCGAGACAUUGCGCGACGUUCCCCGGCCGAAGUACGCCCAUUUCGGCCCGAGGAAGAGUUCGGAAACCGCCUCCGCGGCACAGGAGAUCCUCAAUAGCCCCGAGUACCGCGCAUUGGAGGAUGCUGUCGGAGACCUACCCGCCAUGGAGGCUGAGGGAGCUGCUCCGGUCGAGGAGGCUGCUGCUGCUUCGUCGGCUGCGGAGGCUGCUGUGGACCUGCCGGUUGAGGAGGCUGCUGCUGCUCCUCCGGUCGAAGAGGUUACUACGGACUUGCCGGUCGAGGAGGCUGCUGCUGCUUCUCCGGUCGAGGAUGCCGCCGAAGCUCUGCCGGUCGAGGAGGUUGCUGCUGCUUCUCCGGUCGAGGAUGCCGCCGAAGCUCUGCCGGUCGAGGAGGUUGCUGCUGCUCCUCCGGUCGAGGAUGCCGCCGAAGCUCUGCCGGUCGAGGAGGUUGCUGCUGCUUCUCCGGUCGAGGAUGCCGCCGAAGCUCUGCCGGUCGAGGAGGUUGCUGCUGCUCCUCCGGUCGAGGAUGCUGCCGAAGCUCUGCCGGUUGAGGAGGUUGCUGAAGCUUCGCCAGUUGAGGAGGCUGUUGCAGCCCCACCGGUUGAAGAGGCUAUCGGAGCUCCUCCGAUUGAAGAGGCCGCUGUGGAACCACCGGUUGAGGAGGCUGCUGUAGCUUCGCCGGUUGAGGAGGCUGCUGUGGAAGUACCGGUCGAGGAGGCUGCUGCCGCUCCGUUAGUCGAGACUCUUGAGGACUUGCCGGUUGAGAAGACUGUCGAAGCUUCGCCGGUUGAGGAGGCUGCUGUGGAGCUACCGGUCGAGGAGGCUGCUGCCGCUCCUCCGGCUGAAGCGGCUGCCGUAGCCCCUCCGGUCGAAGAGGUUACCGGAGCUCCUCCGGUCGAGAAGGCCACUGCCGCUCCGUCGGCCGAAGAGGCUGCCGAUACUGUGCCGGUCAAGGAAGCAACCGAUGCUGCUACGGAAAAGACUGUAGUACCGCCGAAAGAGCCGGCAAAUUGAUACCGUAAUGACUCGAAAUCGAAAAUAUACAGUAUUAAUUCACCAUUUUUCGAGAGAAUGCCUACAUUGCCAUCAGUGCGACAGUAGUGCCGUGUUCAUAACUCCUGGGCUUAAAACGGUGCCAUUGU
Messenger RNA from Tricharina praecox, 1812 nucleotides. RefSeq lists its product as uncharacterized. The record is from RefSeq and is a predicted model, not a curated record. Gene Ontology annotation, cellular component: small ribosomal subunit; ribosome; mitochondrion. Gene Ontology annotation, biological process: translation. Lineage: Eukaryota; Fungi; Ascomycota; Pezizomycetes; Pezizales; Pyronemataceae. Bases 92 to 1684 code for a protein of 530 amino acids. Gene Ontology annotation, molecular function: structural constituent of ribosome. The transcript is spliced from 4 exons.